Molecule: messenger RNA, 850 nt
Organism: Aspergillus steynii IBT 23096
Lineage: Eukaryota; Fungi; Ascomycota; Eurotiomycetes; Eurotiales; Aspergillaceae
Product: DUF3245 domain-containing protein
Exons: 2
Coding region: 36-692 (218 amino acids)
Source: RefSeq, a predicted model, not a curated record
CUCAAGCAACAACCCACAAGACCGGCCGAAGCAUCAUGUCGAUGUCCAGGAGUGAAACGGAUAUCAUCCUCAAUAAAGCUAAUGUUGCCUUGGCCCGCAGUCAACGACUCGUUGCCUCGUGGCUUCCUCCGCAGACGUCAGAGGAACUCGCCAAUCUAAAAUCCGAAGAAGAGCUGCAACGGGAGGAAGAUGAGAUUUUUACCGCGGUGCCGGAAACACUAGGAAUCGGUGCUCCCUUGCCGACCAAGGCGGCCGAUGGCAGUUGGAAUCGCACCGAACUGGACUCCAAUGACAAGCUACGGAAACAGCUUCUCGGCAAGAACUACAAAAGAGUCGUCGCUGCUAGCGCAGGCGCCUCCGCUACCGUAACCCCCGGCAAACCAGGCACUCGCGCAAAUCCCGGUCCCAGCGCGAAGGAGCUGGAUGAUGAGGAUGGGCACGAUGAGGACGAAGGGCGGACAACAUCAGUUGGAACGAGCCAACGGCGAUUGAAAAAACGGAAAGCGGCUCUUGAGGGCAGUCACAACCACCAUGAGGUGGCUACCAGCGCGGGCGAAGGUCAAGAAAAUAUCACUUCACCCCAGGAGGGGGCCUCACCGCGACAACCCCCAAGGUCCAAGUCAAACAAGAAGGCCACAAGCUUUCUGGAUGAGAUCCUUGCAGACCGAUCGAAGCGGAGAAAGAAAAAAUGAACCCGGGUGUUGGUUCCUUGAUUCGAUUCUGUUAUCAUUAUACCCAGUAAGUUGUUGACAAGCUCAUGGAGGACGAUAGACAAAUCAAAAAUUGCACGUAUACAUAUGUCCAUGUAUAUAUAAAUAUAUAGAAAGAAGUGAAGCCAAUCCCUUUCCCC